This is a messenger RNA of Oryza brachyantha (malo sina), 1481 nucleotides long. RefSeq names its product glutamine synthetase cytosolic isozyme 1-3. Gene Ontology annotation, cellular component: cytoplasm. Lineage: Eukaryota; Viridiplantae; Streptophyta; Magnoliopsida; Poales; Poaceae. The transcript has 13 exons. Gene Ontology annotation, molecular function: glutamine synthetase activity. The record is from RefSeq and is a predicted model, not a curated record. The coding region runs from base 102 to 1196 and encodes 364 amino acids.
UUCAUAGCCUGUGCGUGCGUUUCCAAGAGAGAGUCUCCCCUGCCGUGCUCCGCCUUUCUUCAGGAAGAGGAGGAGAGGCCGCCGCCGCCGCCGUCGCCGCCAUGUCUCUGCUCACUGACCUCGUCAACAUUGACCUGUCGGAGAGCACCGACAAGAUCAUCGCCGAGUACGUAUGGGUUGGUGGUACUGGGAUGGAUAUGAGGAGCAAAGCCAGAACGUUGUCUGGACCUGUUGAUGACCCAAGCAAGCUUCCAAAGUGGAACUUUGAUGGCUCCAGCACCGGCCAGGCUACUGGUGACGACAGUGAAGUCAUCCUCCACCCUCAAGCCAUCUUCAGAGACCCAUUCAGGAAGGGGAAUAACAUCCUGGUCAUGUGUGACUGUUAUGCACCAAAUGGUGAACCGAUUCCAAGCAACAAGAGAUACAAUGCAGCAAAGAUAUUCAGUCAUCCUGAUGUCAAGGCUGAAGAACCAUGGUUUGGGAUUGAGCAAGAGUACACCCUUCUUCAGAAGCACAUCAACUGGCCUCUUGGCUGGCCUCUAGGUGGCUACCCAGGUCCUCAGGGUCCUUACUACUGCGCUGCUGGAGCCGAUAAAUCUUACGGGCGUGACAUCGUUGAUGCGCACUACAAGGCCUGCCUGUUUGCCGGCAUCAACAUCAGCGGGAUCAACGCUGAAGUCAUGCCAGGACAGUGGGAGUUCCAAAUUGGUCCUGUCGCCGGUGUCUCGGCUGGCGACCAUGUCUGGGUAGCACGGUACAUUCUUGAGAGGAUCACUGAGAUCGCUGGCGUCAUCGUCUCCUUCGACCCCAAGCCCAUUCCGGGAGACUGGAAUGGCGCCGGCGCUCACACCAACUACAGCACCAAGUCGAUGAGGAGCGACGGGGGGUACGAGGCGAUCGAGAAGGCGAUCGGGAAGCUGGGCAUGCGCCACCGCGAGCACAUCGCCGCCUACGGCGACGGCAACGACCGCCGCCUCACCGGCCGCCACGAGACCGCCGACAUCAACAACUUCGUCUGGGGCGUGGCGAACCGUGGCGCGUCGGUGCGUGUCGGCCGCGACACCGAGAGGGACGGCAAAGGUUACUUCGAGGACAGGAGGCCGGCGUCCAACAUGGAUCCGUACGUGGUGACCGCCAUCAUCGCCGAGACCACCAUCCUCUGGGAGCCGAGCCACAGCCACUCGAACGGCAAGUGAGGAAUCAAUCGGCCAGUUGAUGAGCAGUUAGUUGAGCACUUCUCGCGUGCUGGGCUGCAUACAAAUUUGUUUGGACGUGUUCUCCGAUGCUGACUAAACUUGCAAUAAUGAUUUAGUAAUAAUUGUGAUGGAUGGUCUCAUGAAGUAAAUCUAUCAAUGUCAAUGUCCAACACAAAAUUUUACAUCAUGUGGUGCCUCCCAAUAUCUCACGUAGCGUCGUCUCUAGUAAUUAGAGAGAUCCGUGAGUGAAAUACAAAUAAAGAUAAGUAUGAUGAGCAUCAAAGU